CACGCGCGCGGCACGGAGAAAGUAGACCAGGGGCGCAGAGCAACUUUGCCGACUCUCUCGCAAGGCGGAACACGGAGAGGACAGACACCUUUUUUUUCGCCUUUUUCGCAGAUAUGAAACAACUUUUAAUUCCCCUGCUUUAGCAAUCGCGCUCGCUUGUGGAUGUAGGGGGCUUUAUGGAGACGCACUUUGCUUGAUCUCGAGGUGCUUGCUGUAACUACGCUUCCUGGGAUUUUAAGUUCCUCGGUUUGUACAUCUGGAAACAUGCCGGAGAAAAUAAGUAUUUCGGAUUUCGUUUCUUUGGCGAAAGAGGACCUAUCGUCCCCGGGAAGCUCUGGAUUCCAGUCUAAAAUGAGUGACUGUCGCAACACAGUGGCCGCUCUCGAAGAGUCUCUAGAGCAGGACCAGAUGUCUCUACAGAGGAUGAAGAAAAUUGUAAAAGCCAUCCACAACUCUGGACUCAAUCAUGUGGAGAGCAAGGAGCAGUACACAGAGGUUCUAGAGAAUCUGGGGAACAGUCACCUGACACAGGAUAAUAACGAGAUCUCCACAGGCUUCCUGAACCUGGCUGUAUUCACUCGAGAGAUCACUGCACUCUUCAAAAACCUGGUGCAAAACCUGAACAACAUCAUUUCUUUCCCUCUGGAGAACGUGUUAAAGACUGAGCUGAGAGACAGCAGGCUGGAGCUGAAAAAACAGAUGGAGAAAAGCUGGAAGGAUUACGAUGCUAAAAUAGGCAAGCUGGAGAAAGAAAGGAGAGAGAAACAAAAACAGCAUGGGAUGAUCCGGUUGGAAUCAACAGACACAGCAGAGGACAUGGAAAGAGAAAGAAGGAACUUCCAGCUGCAGAUGUGUGAGUAUUUACUGAAGAUUCAGGAGCUGAAAGUUCGUCAAGGUCCAGAUCUACUGCAGAGCCUGAUCAAGUACUUUCAAGCCCAACUUAAUUUUUUCCAGGAUGGACUGAAGGCCGCAGAACAUCUGGGUCCAUUUGUGGAGAAGUUAGCAGCCUCUGUACAUACGGUACGUCAUGAGCAGGAUGAAGAAGUAAAGCAGCUCUCUCAGUUGCGUGACUCACUCAGAACACAGCUACAGGUUGAUGGCAAAGAGGAUUUUCUGAAUAGGAAGAACUCUGGUCAUGGAUAUAGCAUCCACCAACCGCAAGGCAAUAAGAAAUAUGGCACAGAGAAAUCUGGAUUCCUUCUUAAGAAGAGCGAUGGGAUCAGAAAGGUUUGGCAGAAGAGGAAGUGUGGCGUAAAAUAUGGCUGUCUUACCAUUUCACACAGCACGAUCAACAGACCACCCGCAAAGCUCAACCUUCUGACGUGUCAGGUGCGGCCCAACUCUGAGGAAAAGAGGACGUUUGAUUUAGUUACACACAAUCGCACAUACCAUUUCCAGGCUGAGGAUGAGCAAGAAUGCAUGAUAUGGGUGUCCGUACUGCAGAACAGUAAGGAGGAGGCCUUGAACACGGCUCUUGGAGGAGAUCAGCUCCAGUUUCAGGACAGUGGUCUGCAGGAGCUUGUCCGAGCUGUGAUCUCAGGCCUGAGAAACCUGCCAGGCAAUGAGGCCUGCUGUGACUGCGGAGCACCAGAUCCCACCUGGCUCUCCACUAACCUGGGCAUUCUCACCUGUAUCGAGUGCUCAGGAAUCCAUCGUGAGCUUGGAGUACAUCACUCACGAAUUCAGUCUCUCACUCUGGAUGUACUGAGCACAUCUGAGCUCCUGUUGGCAGUGAGCAUUGGAAAUUCAAAGUUUAAUGACAUCAUGGAAAUUAACCUGCCCAACGAUGCAGUCAAGCCCCUUCCAAAAAGUGACAUGACAGCAAGGAAGGAGUACAUCGUAGCAAAGUAUGCAGAGCGUCGCUAUGUUCUCCCAAAAGAGCACUCUGAAGCAUAUCACGUGUAUGACACCGUAAGGAGCAAAGAUCUCACCUCACUGCUACAGCUCUAUGCAGAGGGAGAGGACUUGUCUAAACCAGUGGCCACACCUGAAGGACAGGAGCUAAAAGAGACCGGCCUUCACUUAGCUGUGCGCAUGUCUGAGAAGACUUCUCUGGCUCUGGUUGAUUUUCUAGCUCAGAACUGUGGCUGCUUGGAAAAGAAAACAGCAGAGGGAAACACAGCGCUUCAUUACUGUGCAUUAUACAACAAACCAGAGUGCUUGAAACUUCUGCUCAAAGCAAAGGCUGUUUUACACACAGUAAACUCAGCUGGUGAGACGGCGCUAGACAUUGCCAAGAGACUGCAGCACAUGCAGUGUGUCGAACUGCUGGAAUUGGCCCACAGUGGAAAAUUCAACUCUCAGAUCCAUGUUGAAUACACAUGGGAGAUGCCACAGGACAUGUACGACAGUGAAGAUGAUUUGGACGAAAGGGUAAGUGCACAUCCUAAGGGCUCACGGUCUCCGCUGCCCCCUUCUGGCAGCAAUGGACACUGCUCGGCUACAUGGAAUUUAAAUAAAGCCAGUCCGGCCAGGACAUAUGAGAACGUUGACUUCCUAUAUCGAAACCCACCCAACAACAGCGCCCCCACUAAUGGCUCCAUGCCUCCUCCCCUGCCAGCUAAAGCAAUACAACGUGGCCGUUCAGAUCCUCAGAUCUCAGGUUCCGUUCCAGAGACUCACGCACCCUACCGACAGAGUUCCCACCCCACUGGCUGCUUUCAGAGAAUCAGCACUUCGUCCCCUGGACCAACACCUUCACGCACUCAUAGCGCUGGAGGGUCAAAGGCACAUAGACAAACGGUGUCCUGGGAGGGCCAACCGUUCUCAGGAGUCGAGGGCAAAAAUCACUCCACCUCACCACAGAGUCAGAGAGGGCCUGUCAGUUCAGAGAAGACGACCUCAUAUCGCCGCACAAGCAGCGGCAGUCAAGGAAAGAGUUCGGCCCCAUCUCCAGGGUGUGCGGGCAGUCAGGAGGAACUCUACUGCAGUCCAGUGAGCGGGGCUCCCAGUCCUGCACCUCCGCCAGCAAAUGCUAACAACAGUGCCACAGUGCCAAUCAUACUGCCGCCACCUCGCUCACGCAAGAAUGCCAUGCUGGCUUUCUUUAAGAAUGACCCAAAAAGUCCGAGUCAUGAUUGUGCGGUUGGUGCCAAUCAGCUGGCUUUCUUUAAGAAUGACGUCAUCAUUGUGACAGCAACUGAUGACCCACACUGGAGGGUGGGCCAUAUAGAAGGAGAACCGUCUAGAAGUGGCUCUUUUCCAGUUAACUACGUACAUAAAUUAGGAGAAUGAGAUGAACCUCCAUGAACACUUACAUUACACCACAUGGAACUACUCUAGACUGUUGCUUUUAUCUUCAGAGCCACGGGACCUAGAAGCUGUGGAGGCCUGAAAUGCACUUAGAAGAUGAAAGACUGGAGACCAGACUCUUCAACAGCAUUAGUGUGAAUGCUGUAAGAUGAUCCACCGAUCCAUUUCAGUGCUGCUUGUAGCUGUUUAGCUGAACUGAAGGUUUGGCAGGUACAUCAUAAAUGACUGCAUUUGGAACAGGCAGAAAAGAUGAAAGCUGAUCAGCUUUUGAAAUUUCCUGGCUUCGUUGUUUAAACAAACAACAUUACUUGUUCUUAUUGAUGUUGGCGGUGAGGCAUUUGGACAAACGCUUGGAGUUUGAAGAGAUUGUCGCCCAGACUUUGAGGCACUGGGCUCAUUUACUGAACUCAUCCUGUGGUGGGUUCAGUUUCUCAAUGCUCUCUGGAUUAUUUUAAUGACAUGCCAUUAGUUCUGGCCAGACACCAGGUCCUCCAGACAGAGAGUUAAAGGAUUAUGUAUUUGGUUUCAUCUGUCUCCUGUGCAGCGGCGUCUCCUAUUGCUGCUGAUUCCCGGAUAUCCAGUCCUGCACUGGGAGAUAAAGCAACUUGCAACAUUCAGAAUGAAUCCUCAGAUGAGACACCAGGAUGUUAUGUGAAUGUUCGAAAAGUUCUGAUUGCAGAAUUUCACAGAAAGUUUACAAUCCAGUAUUUCAAACCAUAGGAAAAAAUCUACUUUCCCACAGUACAGAUACAAGUAGGCCUUACAGAACACAAUAAAUGCUAAACCACUGCCACAUAGACAGUUAUUUUCACAGUUUCAGUAGGCUACUUGUUUUUUGGUAGCCUAAUAUUCCAUGUCUAAAUUCAAAAUUCCUGUAUUAAAACAUCUCUUUUCAAUUGUCUAUAAUGUUUAAAAAUGGUAGCAUUGUCUAUGAAAAAGUUCUUUCUGCACUUGCCACCAUUACUAAGUGUCUUUUCUGUGUCUGUAUUGUUAUCAGUCAGCAUCAAGUUUUUAUAUUAAUGGGUUCUUCCUCCGAACUGAGGUGGUUUAUGGUGCAUUUGGGACGUGUCUUGAACCAGCAGACUGUAUAAAUGUUUGAUAAACUGAAAGCACACAACAGAUGUUUUCCUUUCUGCCAUUUCAUUGACUUCUGUGAAGAAUAUUCAGGCAGAGAUGAUAGCAGUAUGCAUGUUGGCAGCGGAGGUCCAAAACAGUUCAGCUGACUUUGUGUUUUAGGAAAGCAAAUGUUAACACUGCUUGUAAAUUAUGCUUGUGACAAUUAACUGUUUUGUAUUACUAUAACUUCUUAUAUUAUUGAGAAAUGUUGCGUCUAGUUUAAGAACAUGAUUUUUUUUUCUAUAACAUUAUUAAGCAUCUAUUUCUAAGAAUGAAAAUUGACAAUUAAACAUCUGCAAACUAUAAUCAUGUUUUCUCUGGGAUAAACACAGAUUGCAAAAACCUUUUUUUGACAGGUAUUCUAGAUAUUCAAGUGCAUUAGGAUUAUGGAACAUCAUUUCUUUUAAUUCUUUUUUUUUGGAAAUUACAUGAGUAUUUUUUUUCUAGAAAAUAUAAACCCUCUGCAAUCGUCAAACACGCAACAUUUUCCCCCCACAAAUCCUGGAUUAAAAAUGGAUCUUUGUGCAAAAGGAUUAUGCACACAUAUGAUACAUGUUUGUGUAAAUCCAUAUUAGGACUUUUUGCUUUUUGACAGUCAGCCGUCCAUCCAGGAUGAGCCUAAUGGUUGGUAGCCAGCACUCAACUUCUUUACAGAUUGAAAAUCGUUAUAGCUCUUAGCCUCUGACUGAGCUGUUGCAUAAUUGACAGGUGUUACGUCACUGCUGAGGCAGAAAGUUUCAGGUCAGUCUGUAGCAGAUGUUCUCUGUGAUAGCCCGAAAACCACUGGAUUGCAACAGGAUACAAAAGAUCUCCUUUCUUGGUUGAAUGCCAUGUGUAAGCUAUUAUCUAUUUCGUUGUACUGCCAGUUACAGUUACAUUGUGCUCUAUAAUUAGACAUUUAUCUGCUCCUCUGAAAUAAAGUCAAGUUUAAAUUACAUUAUGGGAAUAUCACCCUAAUCGAACGGCACAAUGAAAAAAAAAAGAUUAUAUUUCUAAUGUGCAGCAAAAGAUAACAGCUUCACGGCUUUGUAAAGUGGCUUUAAGAAAAGGGCUAAAGCAGUGAAAAUGAAAACCGUUUCCAUCAUCAGGGCAAUAAUUAAGAAAAUAUGUCACUGAGCACAAAACCAAGCUUCUGCUGGUCAUUCCAGUUCUCUGACCUGAACCCUCUAGAAAAUUAUUGGUAAUUGAGGUGAAUUAAGGAGAAGCACCACCAAUAUGCAGCUGGUAAUCUAAAGGGUCUAUGUAUAUAUAUAUAACUGCGCAAUGUAUAUUUAAGAAAAAUAUUUAUUUCAUAAUAUUUUGUUCGUACUGAUCAGUUUCAUUGACUAGUGAUCCUAUUUAAUAUGGAUAUAAGUAUACCGAAACAAGAAGCAGAUGUGUGAUACAUUCAUUCUUUUGAAAUAUAACACACGUUAAAGGAAAUGCGGUGAAAAAAAAUAACAGCCAUGUCCAACUUUUCCUGAACGCGGAAAUCUCGCCCAAAUGGAAGAAUGCUUUACAUUUCAGGUCUCUUGUGUUUUUUAGUCACAUUAAUGUAUUUUUCGAGCUGAUAAUAUAACGUCAGAGCUAUGAAAAUAUAUAUUUUUAAAAACUGCAUCGGGCCAUAGUUUCAUCACUUUACAGUGUCACGACGCGAGGACCAUCUUGUCAAUGAGUUAUAGAUGACCUAGUGGCCCAGGGUAAGUUACAAAUCGGGGCGAAGUUAGAAGGAUUAUGCCCACAAAUUGAUAAGACUACACAUUAACACAAUUUCAGUUUGUCAUCUUUUGAAUCAUGGAUUUCUAUGGAGACAGGAACAUGACCACCCUAAUCCUAACCCUAACCUAACCUAACCCUAACCUAACCCCUAACCCUAACCCUAACCCUAAC
Messenger RNA from Puntigrus tetrazona (Sumatra barb), 6237 nucleotides. It is a transcript of the gene asap3, whose product is annotated as ArfGAP with SH3 domain, ankyrin repeat and PH domain 3. Gene Ontology annotation, cellular component: focal adhesion; cytoplasm. The transcript has 26 exons. The coding region runs from base 265 to 3234 and encodes 989 amino acids. NCBI's taxonomy places the organism in Eukaryota, Metazoa, Chordata, Actinopteri, Cypriniformes, Cyprinidae. The record is from RefSeq and is a predicted model, not a curated record. Gene Ontology annotation, biological process: positive regulation of GTPase activity; cell migration. Gene Ontology annotation, molecular function: protein binding; GTPase activator activity.